Molecule: messenger RNA, 6675 nt
Organism: Symbiodinium natans
Lineage: Eukaryota; Dinophyceae; Suessiales; Symbiodiniaceae
Source: the annotation of a GenBank genome assembly
AUGGCCGAGGCUUUCAAAGCGCGCUUUGAUGCAGCCUUGGAGGAGCUCAACUUCGGGCAGCGCUGCCACAAGCUGGCCCAGCUCGGAAAGGACAUCAAGGCCGCGCAGCCGGCGAAUGUCCAGGCCAUCCUCGACAGUUUCAUGCCGGAGUCCAAGACAACGGGCCCGGUUGAGGCAUUCGCAGAAAAGGCGAGGCUCAUCGUGGCAAAGACGGCGGGCUGCGCAGGCUAUGCCAAGAAGUUGCUGGACUCGCCCUCCAAGACCGUCGGCUUCUCCGCCGCGACCGAGGGCCUCCUGAAUCUCGAGGAUGCCAGGGCCGCCUUCCUGUCUAGUGACACCAGUCGCAAGAUGAAGAAGUUCCUGCUGAAGUGCGAUGCCCUGAAAUCCGACAAGGAGGUGCUGGAGCAUGCCUUUGAGCUCUUCGGCGCCAAGGACAAGGAGAUGUUUUGGCCACUCCUCGCUCGAGCGGAAAGCGAGGAUCUGCUCAUGGAAUACCUGGAGGACGACAAGCCCAUGCACGACUGGCUCAGCGGGAAGACUCAGGACAAGGUGCCAGGGCUGCCACAGCUCGCCCAGCGCUUCCCCGCAUUCAUGGUGAAGAUGGUGACCAGCGGGGUGCUGAAGUGGCGAUGGUACUGGGUCAAGGAGAUUUUGGAGAAGGAUCCCAUGAUGGUGCUGCGCGCCGUGAUCGUCGACGGCCAUGAGCAGGGUUCGGGGCCAAAGACCGGCUAUGCCCCGAAGUCCAAGAACCAGGGCUUCUACUCCACCCUGGCCCACUGGGGCUGGCGACGGCAGCCCGACAUGAUGUUGAAAAUCGUGGCGGAGUUGACCGCGCCAGGUGGCAGCAGGGCGCCAACUGGCACUUUCCGGAGCAAGGGCCGUGGCAAGGGCAUGGUUUUCAUGCAAGGCCGCACGUCUCAGUCGGAUCUUGGCCUCCCUGGUUAUGAGCAAGUGCAGCGGCUGGCCACCGAGCUCAUGAACGUGACCUCCACACGCAACGCCCUCACCAAGAACAAGAAGAUCGCGAUGCUCAUGAAGAUCUGGGACACCCUCCCCGCAACUCAUAAGGUGGCCAAAGUUGCGCACAUGUUCGGAGACCUUCUGCCCAGCUUCAGCACCGAUGAGCACCGCAAGAGUGAGAUCGCCAACCUCAUCGCAGCCUUCUGGAAGAUGCUGCAGGACGUGGGUCGAUCCGACCGACAACACCUGCUGGUGGGCCCCCUGGUGGCUUCGGGGCCACAGGGGGAGAAGAGGCCCACGGGCUGCACCGACUUCUUCAAGCUCUUUAUGAGGCGUUUGCCGUCACCUCUGGCAGUGGAGCAGCUCUUCAAAAUCCUGGACGAGUUUGAGGCCGGCACCCCUGCCUACAAGUUCGUGCAAAGCGACAUUUGCAAGUCCAGCAAUGGUCGGCAUGAUGACCUCAUGCAGAGCGUGUUCAAGAAGUACUUGCUGAAGGAGGACGAGGGCCCAGUGAAGGCUGCCGAGAUGUUCCAGGUCUUGCUUAAGGACGCCCGGUCCCGCGAUAUCAUCCAAACCUCCUACGACAUUCUCCUGGAGCACCUGGAAGACCACUCCGAGCUGGGUCUUCUGCAGUCCGUGGUCCAGCGGAUGGGCGGCUUGGAGCGGCAAGCUCGCACGAAAGGAACCCGAGAGAUCACCCCCGAGGCGACUCUGCCCGUCCCCACGGAGUGGCUGAAGCUGGUGGAGCUGAAGGAGACGGCGCUGCCGCACACGAAGUUCCUGCUGCUGGUUUUGCACACCGGCAUCGGCGAAGCAGAUUUGCUGGGGUCUAUGACGGUCAAGUAUGGCAAGAUCUUCUUCUGGGACAGUUUGGAUCACAUCCUCUCUGCUGCGCAGGGGAAGCUCAUCGAGAAGGCCACUCCCAAGCCAGAUCUCUUGGUGCUCAAGGAUGUGAAUGUCCAGGUCAUCGAGGACGCAGAGAAGAAACUUCCCGGCAAGUCUGGUCGCAAGUCUUCCAAGGGAUCAACUGGAGUCGGGAGCGUGAUCUUCGGAACAGACGGCAGCAAGUGGGGCACAGUUGUGGCAGACGACGGCCGCGUGUGGAAGCUGGACAGCGGCCGUAUUGCCAAGAAGGAGACAGAGGGCGACAAGUGGACCUGGGCCGGUGGUGCAACCACCAAAGGCGAGGAGGGUGCCUGCAAAUAUUUCGCCAGCGUCGCGGACAUGAAGAAGAAGGCCAACGUCAAAGACCCGAGUGCGCGACUGGCAGGUUACUCCGACUUGCUCACCUUGGCUGGCAAGGAGCGCGACGCCGGCAAAGCCUUCGAUGACUUGCUGCCCUUCCUGCUCUCCCGGUUCAAUGCCGAGCAAGAGCAGGGCAGAUCUCACAUUCUCAACGAGGUGCUGGUCAACAAGAAGUUUCCGGAUGACUUGUGGGAGGAGAGACUCGAACACUUGCGGAGCUUCUGGAAGGUCAGCAGCAAAGCACGCGAGAAUGCGAGCUACCAGUGCAGCUGGAACAAGUGCGGGCGGCACCUUGUUCAGAAAGCAUUGGAGAAUUGGGGCAAGCCAGUCAAGGAGGGUGAAGCUGCACCAGAGUAUCCGACUGAAGCCUGCCUUUUCGGCUUGGAGGUGACUGCUGACAUCAACCUCCCAGAGCUCCUGGUGAAGUCUCAUUCCAAGAUCGAGACGCUGAAGGACCUGGAAGCUGCCACACGCUGGGUCUUGGAAACGGCGGUGCCGCUUCAGGGGGAAUCCACCUCCCCUCUGCAGGACUUCUGGGAGGCUUUGAAAACCAUGAGCACCAUCAAGUUCUGCGGAGAAGAUCCCGAUGCCAUCACAUCUUGGAAUGUCUCCCCAAACAAGAACCACCUGAAGGUGCACAAGGAGAAGUCAAGCAGCUCGGCCGAGCUCGGCACCAAGGAAGCAGGCACGGUGGUGCGCGGGAUCCAGCGCGGCAAUUGGCUGGAGCUGGUGGACAGCCAGGGCUUUAUGCUGAUCAUCUCCGAGAAGACAGGCCUGCCGGUCAUGCAGCAAGACUCGGGCAACACUGGGGAGAAGGGCCUCUGGGAAACGUACCCCUUCAUCGGCGAGUGGUGGAAGAAGCUCCUUGCUCAAGGCGUGAAGCAGAAGGGCAUCGAUUUUGUGUUUGUUGGCAUUCUGAACCUCCUUGCUGAGCGCCAGCAUCGUUUCAUCACCGGGGACCGGAAGCUUUCAAAGCGCUGGUGGGCACCCCUCGACUGCAGCGAGUACAAGGAUGCUGUCAGCAACAUCCUGAAGAGCAUCGAGUCAGGGAUCAUCCCUGCCAAGGAGGGGUCGGAGAUGAUUUGCAGGCGAAUCGCGGCACUGAAGGACAUCUCCGUCAUGACCGACAAGGAAUGGAAGGUUCUGGGCACGGCCCGCCGCGAGCGCUGGGAAGACAAGACCGAGAGGCUGAAGAGCGUGGGAAGGCCCCUCGGCGAGCUUAGCUUCCGCCGGCUUCCAGGAAGCGAAUGGGUCUCGAGCGCAUCCUGGGACAUCCAGAAGAACAAAGUGUACAAGCCGCUGCCCUGGCAGACCUACAGAUGCAAGGACACGAUUGCAGCAGCGGAGCUUGCGGCUUUGUCGAAGCUCUUGGAUGCCCCGAACAGGCGCCAGGUCUUAUGGAUGGUCGUUGCCAUUGGUGCCAUGCUCUCGGGCCCUCAGAUCACCAAGCUGCUCGAGGCAAGCAUCGCGACCCUGAACGCUCGGUUCGAGGGAAUGGCCCGCACGGUUGGCAGACACUACCCGUACUUCAACUCUGCCUUGACGAAGAAUGAGACGCUGGAUGGCAGCAGUGAUGUUCUCACACCCCUGAUGGAACUGUUGUUGCUGGAUGACAGCACCCGCGACGGCUUGGUGGAGAAGCUCAUGCAGCGAGAUGACUGCGAGCUCUUCGUGUUCUUUGGCACCAGCUUCUCGCGCCACCUCUGCAACUGCAGGCAGGAGUGGCUUCACAAGUGCAUUGACAAGCUCAAGGCACCAGGUGCGAGCACGGAGUUCUACCACUUCCGAAAGCGAGGGCUCCUGCUGAGCCAAAUUGCCAGGUAUGGAAAGGCAGACCCUGGCUGGCGUGAUGUGAUUGCCUCCAAUCAGAAGAAGGGAGCCGUGCAGACGUACCUGUGGCAUCCGAAGACGCAGACAGAAUUCCUGGAGAAAGCGCUGUGGUCGACGGAGCCAGAGGAGCUUACCUUGAUCCCGCGCUUGGAGUUUGCAGACGGCGUGAGCAAAGUGAGCCAGCUCCUGAGCAUCUAUCCAAAGGAACAGACGACGAAGGACACGGGCUCAGACGCCUGGGGCUGGGAGGUCAUCCAGGCUGCGGGCGCCUACAGCGACCUCAACACCGAGGUUGAGCGCCGAUUUGCGGAGCUGCCGGACCCCAGCUUCUGUGACAAAGUGGACGACCCAGAGGUGGAGACACUCCUCACCGCCUUGGGCCGAUCUGACAACGCAGCUGCUGCCAUGCAAGUUCUGGGGCCCCAUGCAGGCAAGGUGAAGCAGGCAAAGGAGGCUGUGACGAAGAUGAUCGCGCAGCUGAGCCCACCGCAAGCACGAGUGCUGAUCCGCCAAGUGAUGCUGCCAAAGAAAGCAGGCGUCGGGCUGCAAGUGGCAGGUCUGAAGAAGAUCGUGGAUUUGCGAAUUCCUGACCCGUUGGAGCUGUACACGUUCGUCUGGAGGAAAGGGGAGUGCCAGCGAGAUGUGGCAGGCAACAUCCUGUCGAAGGUGGCAACAUCCGGGGAGUUCCGCCCGGAAGAUGUACGCUUCUACUUCGACUACUUCGACCGCACCGACAACCAGGAUGACCAGGCCUAUGUGGCCCAGAUCAUGCUCGACCAGCUUAUCGAGCAGCCCGAGUGGGUGCUGCCCUACCUUCCCAAGGUGGUUUCCAAGUUGGCCAUGGUGCCCGGGGCCACCAACAAGUCGGUUCAGGCCUUGAAGUCCUGCACCUCCAAUGUCACAGACGUCGUAGAGGCGCUGACGCACGUUGUACAAGCUUCUCGGCUGGCGUCCCGAACGGACCCGAAGCACAACAAAGAAGGAACGGACGGGCGCGUGCUGGCCGACCUGAUCUCCAUGAUCUCCUUUGGCCAAUUCACCGAGCUGGUGAACGCCGUCGCGCGAAUGUCAUUGGAGGACUGCGAUUCCGCAACGUUGAAGACAUUCUUGAAGGAGGUCUUCCACAGGUGGGAGGAGGCCGUGGCUGGCAAAGACAGCAACGCAAACGGAUACUUCAGCUGCGCUCUGUCUGCCUGGGUCAAGCUGCUGCGGUCAGGAGAGUACAAUACCUGGGUGACGGAGCUGGCAGAUGUGGAGAAGCGUACCGCGGAGAAGGGCAACGUGGACAGCUGGCGCCAGCUCGCCCAGGCCGUGGCGGGCCAUGCCCCCGACAUUGGCUUGUCUCCUGAUGAAUGGGAUCAGAUGCUGCAAGUUCUUCGGUCAUUCUUCGUCAGAGUACUCGAGGGCCCCCUGCGGGUGAACAGAGAGGCGGCUGAGAAGAAGAUACCCACAGACGACACCUUCAAGAAGGAUAAUGAAGCGCGCGACAAAGUGCGGAAUGACCUGAUCGAGACCCACUGGACGGGAUUGCUGUCACACGGAUGUACUGAAGAUGAGUCCAACGAGCUCUUCAAGCGUUGCCCGGAGAGUCUCAAGAUGAGUGUGGCGAGCAAUUUGGUUGAAGCCUGGCACAAGCGGCAUACUGAAGAUGCCACGCGCGAAAGCAAGGCUGCAGCAUUCCAGCAGGAGCGUCCGGAUGGAGGCUGGAAGCAUACCGGUGGGAAACCCAUCUCUUCAGUCACAGUCGGGUCCAUCGUCAGUGGCAACGUGACCAACUCCUCCAAGGAGUUCGGCGUCUACGUCAACUUCGGCUGUGAGAAAGAUGGGAGGCUCAGUGUCCCCCAAGCCGACUGGAAGAAGUACCGCGUCGGCGACCGCGUCGAGCGCAUGGUGGUGCACAAAGUCAAAGUGGAGCGGAAGUUCGUGGAUCUCCUGGUGGUGGGAUCCAAGGGCCAGUCGAUUGGGCUGGCGGCUUCGAAGCAGGUAGCAGAGCGUGCGCUCAAAUGGAUUGCCUCGUCGCCAGAGCUCCGAAGCACUUUCUGCACCACCAUCCAGAAACUGUGGGCGAAGAUUGUCACUGCUGAUUCGGCUGACAAGUGGGAGGCAAGCCUCCAGCUGCUGGUAGAAGCUCCCACUGCCAAGCAGAGCGUCGAUCUUGUGAACCGCGUAAUCGAGCAGAAGCCGACGACCGACCUCAUGCGGGUUGCUCUCAACUGGCUCAGCAGGAUCUCUGCAGCCGAUGCUGUGCGGUUGUGGCCAAAGCUUCUGCACAACGACGGCCAGACGUGGGUCAACACGGACGACGUCACUGCUUUGCUGAAGCUGUGCGAGACGAACGGCCUGGAGCUGCCAAAGUUCUCGCAGGUGAUUUGCAAGGCCAUGCGCGAGCCAGCCACCGAGGCUCUCAGCAAGUCCCAACUUCCUGAGGCGCGCUUGGCAGCCAUUCACAUCCUGCGUGAACAGCACAAUCAGAAGAGCGGCGCGCCACCCGCUGGGAUCAAUGCGCUCUGCUACGAUCCGGUCCACGUCGUGCGGGCGGCUGCUAGGGAUCAGUGGGUGGCGUUGGGAGGAAAAGACGAAGGAUGGAAAAAGAAGAAAACCGACGAAGAGAAGGAAGGUGAGGAAGAGGACGACGAGUGA